AUGGAAGCUGGCUUGGCGACUAUGAACGGAAAACGUGGCGGGGCCACGGGCUCUGCGCAGGCGCAGCUGCGUAACCAGCUCCUAAGCGGACAGGUGGGGGACGCGGAAGCGGCGGUUGCGCACGGGGCGGACGCGGGCUACGGAGGGCGUGGGGCCAGCAGGGCGGCGUCGCUGACGUCCUCGGUGACCACGUUCUUCAAGGGCCGGCGCCGAGGGGCGGGCAAGGAGGACGACGACGAUGAAGACGUGUUCCUGGGGGAUCACGACAUGGGGAACCUGUCGAUGAACGACCUGAGCAGCCUGCGCAACAACGGCGGGCACAAGUACGGGUACGGCGGUGGUGUGGACGACAUGACGGUGAUUCCGACGCUGAUGCCCACGGAGGCGAAGGGUGGCGCGGGACAGAUGAACAACACAGACUACAGGAAGCGCUUGACGGCGCAGAAAAAGAUGGCGUUCAACACGAUGGCGCGACAGAACCGCCAGCCCCCGAUGCAGGGCUACGGGCCCCCAGCCGUGGCUGGCCGCGCCAUGUCGCUGCAGUCCUACAACCGCCGUCCGCAGUUCGGGCCGGCGCCGUACGGCAAGCUGCCGCAGGGGGCGGGCGUGCCACAGAGCCCCGUUCCACCGCAGGGACCGAUGCAACCGCAGGGGCCCGGCGUGCUGCCGGGGAAUGGGUGGGGCUCGCCGAUGACCGCGCCACCGGCGGCUGUGAACCGGUUUCGAGGCGGGCCGAUGGCCAUGUCUGGGCCUGUCGGGCCACGCACCAUGUCGCUCGGCGGGCGCGGCGGCCCACCGAAGGUGGGACCGCCUGUGACGCAGCCCGUCGUCUCGGGCGGAUACCACGGGCCGCCACAGCGUGCGAUGCAGCCGCGGAUGAUCGGGCCAAUGUAUGCGCCAGUGCAUCAGCCUCCGUUGGGUGGGCCACGCAGUAUGUCGUUGCAGAGUCAUUCGCGCCAAGCAUACUCGAAUCUCGAUGCGCUGCGCCACCCUAGACAAACGCCAGCGGGGGGGAUGCCUAUGGAACACGCAUACAAUGCGCCACAGUAUCCCAAUGAGGCUACAGGCCGUUUUAACACCACUCCGGACGUAUCAUUUAUUAGCGAACAUGAAACAUUGUAUGAAACGGAAGUCCCUGAAGGUGCCUUCGCGGCUGAACCGGACCCCAGUGUCGGUAAGAUGAACGUCCUGAAGGUAUCUGAUCCUAAAAAGCAAGAUUUACAAACUUAUCUCGAGCGUGAACAAGCCUUGUUGGUGGAGAAGGAACAAUCGCUCAAGGAGAAGGAGGAAGAGCUGAAAAAGCUAGAGUUGGAUCUCGCGGAAAAGCGAGAGCAACAAAAGGCCGAGGACCAUGGCCACCCAACUAUCGAACCGGAAGAAAAGCGUGAUUUGUCUGCGUCGCCCCUUCCUUCAUCAUCUGCAGAUGACUCCGUCAUUGAUCUAAAGCCGUCCAGCCUUUUGAUCGACAGUUUGAGAACACUGGAUACCGAUGACGAUUUCAGUAGCGCAUUUCCAUGGAUGCGUGAUGUUCCUUCUGCUGAUGAGCUGGAAGAUAUAGGUUCGGACACUCUGGAGUCCACGGAGGGUUCGGGUAAUGUGGCCAGCAGCCCAAAUCAGAAAGGGGAAUCCGACAGUUCCGAAUCUAAUUUAAAAGACAAAAAUUCGCUUUUCUGUGCUGUGGCCCGUGAUGACACAUAUCGCACGGAAGAUGUAUCUGGAUACGAAGACUCUUCGAGAGGCUCGCCGCCGAUACCAAAUUCACAGACUCCUGCACAGGAGGCGUCGCCCGCCCAGUCUGCUCGGUUACAUAAAAAUGAGUGGCAGGCUGGUCAGCAGGAGCCGCCAUCAACCCAGCAGACCUCUCAGCCCCAAUCACCGGAGCUGACACCUGCUAGAGUGACUUCUCAGCGCCAGUUGCAAGAACUGUCACCUACACGCGAGACUUUACGGUCACAAUCGCAAGAUCCGCCGAGUGAGAGCGACAUUGGUGCUUGUCGGCGCGAAGUGUAUUCCCAGCCUCAGCCGCACCUGGUGUCAGAAUCACAUCCGCUGCAGGCCCUGUCGGAAUCUGCGCGCCCAGAUACUCCCUCUACUGACCCUUGUCUACAUUCGCCAAGAUCUGCCACAGCUUCUAGUCAGGGAGGCUCCUCAAAUGACUCACAUAAGGAGAAAAAGGGCGGUUUUGCAAAGGCCAAGAGUUUGUUACGCAAAAUAUCAUCAAGGAAGAAUAGCAUUACUAGCAGGCCUGGCUCACCCCUAUCUAACCGGGUGGACACGGCUGUCAGUAGCCCAAAACUGUCUAGGAGACAGUCCAUCUCUAAUAGUGUGCGGUCACUACAGAGCACCGAUCCAGAUGCUACAACAACGUCUGCAAAAGAGCCUGCAGGCAGAAACUGUGCAGAUACGUCUACGACCCUUGAUUCUCAUGGGGCUAGCCCAAUCAACAAACAAAAGUCAUACCAUUCAAUCUUUGCAAGUUCGUCUUUGGCUCACCUACCACAAGUCAAGGAGAACAACAUUGGUUUUAGCCAAUCGCAGGGCAACCGCAACCGUGCGAACAGCCACUUCAUCGAUCGCACAGAGUAUAUGAUGGGAAACGGUUCAUCAACUAUCAGUAGCCCCUCGCAACGUGUACCGCCAAGACGUGGAUCCGUCCCGAAUAAUAGAAAGUCUGUCAUCUCGGAAGAGAUAGUCGUACCAAAUACCAAUGGCAAGCUUACUGCGCCAUACGUUCCGCUGUUUUCGUCCGGUUUGGAUGAGCUAGAACCAGCUGUCAUGGUAGAAGCCGUCACGGGCAAAAAGAUCUUCAAGACUGUCAUGGUCUCUACAGAGCAACUGGCGAUUCUGAACGCUAACAAAAACCUCAUGAACGAGCUGCACAUAGUAUCGCAAGAACUGGUUGAGUCUGUCGCUCGUGAAACUCGCUUGGAACAGCAGCUGCUUCUACAGCACAAGAACGACGACUCGCGUUAUCUCUCCCUACAGGAUUUCGAGGUCGAGCUGCGUAAGAAAUCGGCCAAAAUUGUCGAAUUAAUACAGGGACUAAAUGACGAACGCCUCAAGCGCUUCAUUGCGGAAGAGCAAGUGCUACUAAGCGAAAAAGGUGUGAGGCCCAGUAAUCUCGAGUUGGUCUACAAAAUAGACCAGCUUGAGAAAAAACUUCAGCAGAGGAACAACGAGAUAGCCUCGCUCAAGGAGAGGCUGCCCAUCAGAUGA
Eremothecium gossypii ATCC 10895 is the source of this 3216-nucleotide messenger RNA. Its product is annotated as AFR217Wp. The transcript has a single exon. NCBI's taxonomy places the organism in Eukaryota, Fungi, Ascomycota, Saccharomycetes, Saccharomycetales, Saccharomycetaceae. The record is from RefSeq and is marked provisional. Bases 1 to 3216 code for a protein of 1071 amino acids.